Brenthis ino (lesser marbled fritillary) is the source of this 261-nucleotide messenger RNA. Lineage: Eukaryota; Metazoa; Arthropoda; Insecta; Lepidoptera; Nymphalidae. The record is from the annotation of a GenBank genome assembly.
AUGCCAGUUCGAAAUUGUUGCCUAGGAUGCCAAGGACCCAUGCCUGGACCGUGUGGACCUGUAUCUUUUCGCAUGGACGCGUGUAUGGGACCAUGUUGUGUACACGCUAUAGGCGCUAAUUGUAGAUCGCCUUGCGGAGAACUUGGAUGUAUACACGGAGCUCGUGGUGGCUUUGCGGGGUCGUACUAUUCCUGCGGUCACGGCUGUGUCGGCGGCUGCACCAACGGACUGUGCGCCUCGUGCUGCGGUCCCGCUUGUAAU